CAAGGUGGCUUCAGUUGCUCGACCUCUACGGAUAAACACCAGGACUCCCAACGACCUCACUUGCAAACAGACCAAUUCCUCAAAGCUACCCAAAGGAGCAAUCUACUGCCGACUCUCACCCGCGCAUCCUCCUCCGACACCACAGUUCUCGCGACGGUCAAGAUGAUUUCAGACAACACACUCUAUUCGCUAGCGCUCUUCCUCGGCGGCCUCUCUAUGCUCCUCAUUGUCCUCUACCACUUUCUCGAAAUCAACUCGGAAGAACACAAGGCGCUCAAGGCGAAGAGCAUACCUGGCGCGCAGCAAGGCGCAGGAAAGGCAAAGAGUUAGAUGUAUGACUUCUGGGAGCUUUAGGCCGACUACAUUUCUACGCCAUGGUGUAUAGGACGACGUCUGAGAGGAGAAUGUCAGGGAAUAGAUGGCAGAUCUUCUAUGUACUCUUCUGCUCAAUUCCUCGAGUGAGCUGUUUCGAAGCAGGAGCGGUCGCCUUGAAGAAUACGGCGUUUAUCAGGAUUCUGAGGGGCCAGUGCUGCCAAAAGGGACUUUUCUAGCAUUAACAGGCGUUUACGGGAAGUGAAUCGGUCAAUGUGGCAGCGAUGAAUGCAUUCCGUUGAAUUCAUUGGUAUCAGAACUAUUUUGAUCCUUGACCGCAUACCUUAACUGUUUCAUGCCCUCAAGAUCUGCUGCCAGCAGAUAGAGCCGUACCUAUGAUACAGAUUCUGUCCCCCGAUUGCAGCAAAAGGGGUAUUCCUUGUAACAAAUAACUCCAAAUUCGCAAUCGCUUCCAU
Mytilinidion resinicola is the source of this 788-nucleotide messenger RNA. RefSeq lists its product as uncharacterized. The transcript has 2 exons. Gene Ontology annotation, cellular component: oligosaccharyltransferase complex. Lineage: Eukaryota; Fungi; Ascomycota; Dothideomycetes; Mytilinidiales; Mytilinidiaceae. Bases 163 to 330 code for a protein of 55 amino acids. The record is from RefSeq and is a predicted model, not a curated record.